Messenger RNA from Diaporthe citri, 414 nucleotides. RefSeq lists its product as uncharacterized. The transcript is spliced from 2 exons. The coding region runs from base 1 to 414 and encodes 137 amino acids. NCBI's taxonomy places the organism in Eukaryota, Fungi, Ascomycota, Sordariomycetes, Diaporthales, Diaporthaceae. The record is from RefSeq and is a predicted model, not a curated record.
AUGCGCCGGGAAAGCCACGGUUUGGGGCAGCAGAGAGGUUUUGCGGCAAGUCUUAUCCUGCCGAAAAAUCCGAUACUUGAAGCCAACCCUGCCAACCCACUCACGAGCGAGUCGCAAAAGGCGUUGCCCAAGUGGACAGAAGAGGGCCGGAGAUCAACCGUGAGCGUCUGCAAGUGCGAGAACAAGGGCAUGGAAUUUGCUCGACUCCUCCAGAUAUGGCCUGAUUUCACGCCGCGAGGCGAUGGGAUGAAUCAAGGUGUCUGGACCGAGGGAAUGACUUCACAGUCAGACCGGUUGGACAACGACGACAACAACAACAACAACAACAGCAACAAGAUCAACUGCAUCAAGAGGGCAAACAACGGCGGGACUGGGCUCGGGAUUCUCUCGAUGGGCCAGCCCUGUUCGCGGUAG